This is a messenger RNA of Aspergillus nomiae NRRL 13137, 903 nucleotides long. RefSeq names its product carbon-nitrogen hydrolase family protein. The record is from RefSeq and is a predicted model, not a curated record. Gene Ontology annotation, molecular function: hydrolase activity, acting on carbon-nitrogen (but not peptide) bonds, in linear amides. Lineage: Eukaryota; Fungi; Ascomycota; Eurotiomycetes; Eurotiales; Aspergillaceae. The transcript is spliced from 4 exons. The coding region runs from base 1 to 903 and encodes 300 amino acids.
AUGGCACCAAUCCACCGCAUAGCCGUAAUCCAAUGGCACAUCAAAGACCUGGCCAUGGACGAGAACCACCAAAAGGCAUGCACCUACAUCCGCGAAGCAGCCUCCCAAGGCGUCAAACUAGCCGUUCUCCCAGAGUACCAUCUAAACGCCUUCCCCCCAACAAACCCGCUCUACCUGCCGCAGACUGACUCCCAGAUAACCACCAAAUACCUCCAAUCCUACCAAGCCCUCGCCAAGGAGCUCAACAUCUGCAUCGUCCCGGGUACAAUCGUCGAAAACCACUCCUCCACCAGUACGACUACCAGUACCGAUUCCACCGACCCCAUCCUCUACAACACAGCCUACUUCAUCUCCAACGACGGCAGCAUCCUCGCCUCCUACCGGAAAAAGAACAUCUGGCACCCGGAACGCCCCUACCUGACUUCUUCGGCGUCGGAUCCACACGUUGCCUUCGAUACCCCCAUCGGCAAGGUCGGGCUGCUUAUCUGCUGGGACUUGGCCUUUCCGGAGGCGUUUAGGGAGUUGAUCGCUGCCGGGGCGGAGAUGAUUGUUGUUCCUACGUUUUGGACGAAAAACGAUGCCUCAGCUGCGCUCCGGGCGAGGAAUCCCGACUGCGAGAAGCUGUUUCUGGAGUCGGUGCUGACGGCGAGGUGUUUUGAGAAUACCUGUGGGGUUGUGUUUGCGAAUGCGGCGGGGCAGACGGAGGGGGAUGGGUUUUUGGGAUUAUCCAGGGUGACGAUGCCGGGGGUCGGGGUUGUAGGGUCUCUGGGGUGGGAGGAAGGCGUUUGUGUGGUGGAUGUUGAUAUGGGGUUGGUUCGCGAUGCGGAGGAGAAUUAUCGGGUCAGGGAGGAUCUGGGGAGGGAAGGGUGGUAUUAUUCUUAUCGGCAUCAGGGGCGGGAUUAG